UUCUGGGCUUCUUCUCCCAUGCCAUGUCGCCAGAUCGUGGAGAGCCAAGCCCGGACAGCCCAGGCCGCGGCGCCCGCGCGCACCGCCGUGGCCCGGAGCCCAUCGAGCCGGGCGAAGUUCGGCUGCUGCGGCCCCGAGCGGGGCAGCCUGCGCCACGUCCGGCGCAGCAGUGGAAGUUGAGCCUGGUGCCCCCUCCAGCGGCCAGAGCAGGAGAUGGUCAGGUGGUCUACUUGGGCCUCUCCAAGUUGGCGACACUGGACGCCAUCCGAUUUGAAACGCCCUAUGACAAGUUGCGACAGUGGGGUGCCAGGGAUCAGUCAGACACGCCCAGCUUGGAGGAGGAAGCAAAAUCUGACCAUUGGCUUCUGAGUCACACUUCCUGGAGCAGCUCCGGCACGGGCACGAGCUCCGCCCGCGGCGCGGGCUCUCGGAAAGGCACUCCACAGGGUGCACCGAGCGGAGAGCCCACAUGUCGGCGGAGGAGCGUCCAGGCCCUGGAACAGCUUCGAUCCGACUUGAUGAGCCACUCCACGACGGUGCCCUGCUAUCGCUACAAGGGCUCCGCACGUGUGUGGGAUGCCAUCCGGGAGAAUGCCAAUCAGCAAUGUGUGAAGAUGCGGCGGGCGCUGGAAGCUGCGAUGGCACAGAAGAAGGAGCUGCCGAACCUGGAAGAGAUGCUGGCGAACCUCGAGCGACAGCGCCUUCCUCUCACGCCGCCUCCUGAGGACCCUGAGAGGCCGUUGUACCUCACUUGUGUCGUGCUUCUCUACGUGUCGCCCUGCAACCCCUUGAACUUGGAGAACAUCAUGAUGCUCAGGCGUGCACGAGAGUCCGUGGAAGCCUUCCACCGUGUCGUGGUGCCCGGGGCGGUUGUGAUUCCCUAUAGCACGAACAGCUUGCAGAAGCACUUCGAGGGAGAGAAGCCUGCAGUGCAGCUGCCUUUCGACUUUCGUUUGGAGAUGGCCGAUGCCGUCAUUCAGACGUCCGAGCAGGAGUGGAUCCUCACGGACAACUGUCAGGAGGGAUGCCUGGCCAACGCCCCUGGAAAGUUGUUGGACUACAUCAGUGAGUAUACGCGCAGUCGCUUGUUCGAUCCUGGCUUUGACACGAAGGUCCUACAGGUGCGCGACGAGGACACCCUGUGGACUCGCUUCCCACGGAAUGACGGGUCACAUCGGGUGCCCUUCGAUGCCUAUGGGCGCGUGCCAGACGUGUCACCCUUCUGGAGAGUCAAGGAUGUGGGAUAUCUCCUCAUCGAGUGCCCGAAGCAAGUCCAAUGCAACGAGUUGCUGCGUCGCGCGAUUUGGCUGAUUUGCCGCAAGGAGGACACGUCCUCUGCGAUGGAUCUCCUCCGGCGCCUGUUGGGCAGUAACGCUGCUGAGCUGUUGCAGCGCUGGGCGCGGACACGGGCGCGGCAGUCACGCGAGAGGUGAUGAGGCUGAGCGGAGGCGCCCAGCGGAGGCUCUUGUUGAUGCGGUUCCCUAGAGAAAUCCAAGAGGGGAUCCACACAGAAGAUAUUUGAUAGUGCAUAGGGCCUGGCAUUUGGGAAGAUGAUUGCUUGCCCGGCCUGUGCUCGGCGAGCCCGGCUGGCCACUUGUGGCCCUGCACACUCCAGGAGGAGGUUUGAUGGCAGCCAGCAUGACAUGCGUGAAUGAUUUGUCGUGCUGGGCUUCUCUUGGCUGCACUCCUGGUUUGCACAGACCUCAUUGGUGGUGAGAAGCUCAAUAGUCUUAGGCUUUUAAGGGGGC
This is a messenger RNA of Durusdinium trenchii, 1748 nucleotides long. The record is from the annotation of a GenBank genome assembly. NCBI's taxonomy places the organism in Eukaryota, Dinophyceae, Suessiales, Symbiodiniaceae.